Messenger RNA from Glycine soja, 1799 nucleotides. RefSeq names its product UPF0183 protein At3g51130-like. The transcript has 15 exons. Bases 257 to 1471 code for a protein of 404 amino acids. The record is from RefSeq and is a predicted model, not a curated record. Lineage: Eukaryota; Viridiplantae; Streptophyta; Magnoliopsida; Fabales; Fabaceae.
UGGGUUUCCGUGGCGUGCGAGAGGGGCAUCUUUGGCGACUGCGGUGUUGAAAAAGGAAACCGAAGGUGGUUUGUUUGUUUUUCCGUCUAAUCAAAAUCAAAUCGAAUUGGAUUGGAUACAAUACAAUACAACCCUAUAUAAGCCUUCAAAACCUGCGCUGCGUGCUGUCGUUUCAUUUGCUUUACUCACCGAAAGUAACGGAGGGAUUUCCUUAACCCACAAACUCUCAAAUACCCUCUCUCUCUCACCGACCACUAUGUUGCAGAGACCUAGACGCCGCUGCGAGGGCACUGCCAUGGGCGCCAUCGUUCUCGAUCUCCGUCCCGGUCUCGGAAUUGGACCCUUCUCCCUCGGGAUGCCUAUAUGUGAAGCAUUUGCUCAGAUAGAGCAGCAACCUAACAUAUACGAUGUGGUGCAUGUCAAGUAUUUUGAUGAGGAACCCCUGAAGUUGGAUGUUGUUAUUAGCUUUCCUGAUCAUGGCUUCCAUCUUCGCUUUGAUCCGUGGUCUCAGAGAUUGCGCCUUAUUGAAAUAUUUGAUGUAAAGCGACUUCAGAUGUGCUAUUCUACUUCCUUGAUUGGGGGACCAUCAACUUUAGCUACAUUUGUUGCUGUAUAUGCACUGUUUGGGCCCACAUAUCCUGGAAUUUUUGACAAGGAUAGACGCAUUUACACCCUAUUCUAUCCGGGACUUUCCUUUGCAUUUCCUAUUCCAAGUCAAUUUACAGACUGCUGUCAUGACGGGGGAGUGGAAUUGCCAUUGGAGUUUCCUGAUGGGACCACGCCAGUUACAUGCCGUGUUUCUAUAUAUGAUAGCUCCUCUGGUAAGAAGGUUGGUGUGGGGGCCUUAAUGGACAAGGCUUCUGCUCCUCCAUUACCUGCUGGCAGCAUUUACAUGGAAGAGGUCCAUGUGAAGCUAGGGGAAGAAUUGUACUUCACUGUUGGCUCACAACACAUUCCUUUUGGUGCAUCUCCACAGGAUGUGUGGACUGAGCUUGGACGUCCCUGUGGCAUUCAUCAAAAGCAGGUAGAUCAAAUGGUUAUUCAUUCUGCUUCAGAUCUUCGGCCACGGACAACUCUCUGUGGAGACUACUUUUAUAAUUAUUUUACUCGUGGUCUGGACAUAUUAUUUGAUGGACAGACUCACAAAAUCAAGAAGUUUGUGUUACACACCAACUUCCCUGGUCAUGCUGAUUUCAAUUCUUACAUUAAGUGCAACUUUGUUGUCUAUGGCUCAGAUUCAGUAGGGGGAUCUUUCCAGGAAGUAAAUAACAGCAAACAGAGGGUUAUUACACCUAGCACCAAAUGGGAACAAGUUAAGGAAAUACUUGGGGAUUGUGGGCGAGCUGCCAUCCAAACACAAGGCUCAGCAAGUAACCCCUUUGGUUCUACUCUUGUAUAUGGUUAUCAAAAUAUUGCCUUUGAGGUGAUGAAGAAUGGAUAUAUUGCAACAAUAACUCUCUUCCAAUCAUGAUGAUGGCGCUUUUGGUUACUCUCAAUCUCAUCUCCAUAUUGUUCUAAGAUCUAUCAAGGUUGGAUAUGGAAAUUCAGGAGUAACAGGCUAGGUUUGUACGAGCACUGUUUAAAUAUUGCAGCCUUCCAUCAUCAUUAUCGUGGCAAGGGGCUAUGAAAAUUGUACAGCUGUGUAACAAAUUGUACAUAUUAAAAUCCUGUUAAAUUAUGUAAUUUUCUAACAUUGACAUCUUGCACAAAGCAAAUGUAAUGAAUUCCUUUUGCUUUGCCUUUCAGUGUAAUGAGAUUCUUAGUUACUUGCUAUAAUUUAUAAAAAGGUUGUUGUCUAA